GAUAUAGUGAAUGCGGGGGUCCGGGGAGAGCGGAUACGGUGAAUGCGGGGUCCGGGGAGAGCGGAUACGGUGAAUGCGGGGUCCAGGGAGAGCGGAUACGGUGAAUGCGGGGUCCGGGGAGAGCGGAUAUGGUGAAUGCGGGGCCCAGGGUUUAAGCUCAGACUGGGGGGAGGGAGAAGCAGCACAAGGAGAUAACCAGUUCAGAAGCAUGCUGAUAGGAGAAGAGAGCAGAGUGACGAGA
Messenger RNA from Staurois parvus, 241 nucleotides. The record is from the annotation of a GenBank genome assembly. Lineage: Eukaryota; Metazoa; Chordata; Amphibia; Anura; Ranidae.